UUGAGAGGUUAGCUGGGCAAAAUGGCGGCAGCGAAGAAAAGCGUUCUCUCAUCUUUAGCGGUUUACGCGGAAGAUUCUGAGCCCGAGUCGGAUAGUGAAGCGGGCGGGGUGGGCAGCGAGCGAGCAGCAGGGACAGAAGAAAAAGGAGGCUUGGUGUCUGAAGGCUAUGGAGAAGAUGACUUCAGUAAAAUGGAGGGAGAGGAAGAUGGUUAUGAUGAUGAUGACGAUGAAAACAGUAGACAGUCGGAAGAUGACGAUUCAGAGACUGAAAAACCUGAGGCUGAUGACCUAAAGGACUUUUCAGAACUGGAGAAGAGAGAUCCCCAGGAACUUGUUGCCUCUUUUUCUGAACGAGUAAGAAACAUGUCACCUGAUGAGAUCAAAAUCCCCGCAGAACCCCCAGGCAGAUGUUCAAACCACUUACAAGACAAGAUACAAAAGUUAUACGAGAGAAAGAUAAAAGAAGGCAUGGACAUGAACUAUAUUAUUCAAAGGAAGAAAGAGUUCCGCAACCCCAGCAUCUAUGAGAAAUUGAUCCAGUAUUGUGCUAUUGAUGAACUUGGUACAAAUUAUCCCAAGGACAUGUUUGAUCCUCAUGGAUGGUCUGAAGAUUCCUACUAUGAAGCACUAGCAAAAGCACAGAAAAUUGAAAUGGACAAGCUGGAAAAGGCCAAGAAGGAGCGAACUAAGAUUGAAUUUGUAACAGGCACUAAGAAGGGGACAACAAAUGCUCCAUCUACAACCACUACAACAGCCAGCACUGCAGGUGGAGAUGCACAGAAGAGGAAAAGCAAGUGGGAUUCUGCCAUUCCCGUGACAACAAUAGCUCAGCCCACCAUCCUCACCACCACUGCAACGCUGCCAGCGGUUGUAACAGUCACCACCAGUGCCAGUGGCUCCAAAACAACAGUGAUCUCUGCAGUUGGCACCAUAGUGAAAAAGGCAAAGCAGUGACAGGUGCAGUGAAGAGACUAGACUUGACCCGAGAGAGUUUUCUUUUGAUGUGCCAAAAGCACUGUUUUGGGAAGUAAAGGAGGGAUGCCCUCCUUUGGCUGCAAAAAAUGAAAAACUCUUGAAAAACGGACAUGAGGAAGAGGAGUUGGCUAUGCACGUUUGUAACAGAGCUCUGUAUGGGAAGAAGCUCUUGGUCUUCAUUGCUGGAACUGUCUCUUACGUUAUGUGUGAUACCAUUCCAGUGUGUAAAUUUUAUUAAAUGUUGUAUUAUAUCAGCCACUGUCUUAGGGUACUUAAACUCUGUGCAUUUGAGCGCUUUAAAAGACAGUGAGACUGUACUGAAGUCAAUUGGUUGUAUCCUAAACUAUUCAAUGCUGGGUAGGUUUUCAUUGCUCUGCCUCCAGAAAAUUAUACACAAAGGUGACUUACUCGUUUUGCCUGCAGAAAAUCUAUUUGGCAUUUGGGUAGAUUGUACAGAACUCAGUUUCAUGCUGGUCAUCUUUUACAUGUAUGUGAAUUGUCUGUGUGUAAACCCAUUUCGGUCUAACCCUAAUUUCUGGAAUUGGGAUAGAGAACUUGGAAAUCAGAGAUAAAAUGGUGCAGAUCAAGACUGAAGCUGUUGCUUAGCUUUUAGGAAAAGUUGGACUCUGCUGAUGAGAAGACAUUCAUGAAAAAGGGAGCAGCAAAUGGGGUUUGUAAAGAGUAAUUAUUUGUCAGGGUUUUAUGUACCUAUUUUAAAUGCCCAAAUAAAUGUGUGAUUGUGACAUAGAUGCUGAACUGUAUAUGUUUGUAGCAGUACUGUCAUUUUCAUCAAUGUUAAUGACAAAGCUAUUAUCAAUUCAAAUUUGUAUAAGCUUUCUUACUUGUCUAUCUGAACACCCUGAAUAUAAAAACCAAGUUUGGAAAGCA
Varanus komodoensis (Komodo dragon) is the source of this 1863-nucleotide messenger RNA. It is a transcript of the gene SAP30BP, whose product is annotated as SAP30 binding protein. Bases 22 to 954 code for a protein of 310 amino acids. The transcript has 11 exons. Gene Ontology annotation, biological process: regulation of DNA-templated transcription. Gene Ontology annotation, cellular component: nucleus. The record is from RefSeq and is a predicted model, not a curated record. Lineage: Eukaryota; Metazoa; Chordata; Lepidosauria; Squamata; Varanidae.